UUCUUAUUUAUGAACAUUUGUAAAUAAAAAUUUGAGAACAAUGAAAACAUCAAAAUAUUAAACUAUUUUAAAUACAAUAAUGAGUAAUACUAAAAUUAUAUUACUUUUUAAUUUGGCUAGUAAAAGGUUAAAUAGUACUCAAGAUUUUGUUGAAUUUCAAUCGUUUGUUCGCGAAGAGCUUGAUGUCAAUACUGUAUACUCAUUAAUAGAUGAAAAAAUCUAUAAACAAGAUGGACCAAAAAUUUUGGAAUAUGUAUUGGUUGGAUUAUCGGUGAUCACUGAUUCACAGCCAAUUGUAGCAAAAGUCUAUGAAUAUGUUUUAAAAACCAUUUGCACUGCUGACAUUUCUGAAAUAGUUAAAAUUAGUAUAAUUAACCAGUUAUCUUUAGAAAUUAAUAAAUUGUCUACUAAACAUUUAAUUAAGUUUAUAAAGAUAUGUAAAAAAGAUAUUGAAUCAUCAAAUAAAAAUAGUAUUCAAGUCUGGAAAGAAUUAAUGCCUCAGAUGUUAAAAAUUAUAUCUGAAGAAAAUACAGUAAGAACUGAAGGCAUAGAACUCAGUGGAGUUGAUUUUAAAGAAAAAAUAAUCAAAGAUAUUUGUUGUUCCAAAGUUGAUGUAGAUAUCAUAUUACCUUUAGCUCUUAUGUUCAGGAAAACUCAAUUGAGUAAAAAGGAGCACGAGUUAGCUAUAAAUAUGUUAUGUUCAUAUUUUGAACACAUGGAAUUGCAAGAAGUGCCCCCUUUAUUGCAACAAAUGUUACUAUUUUGUUUGAGAGGAGACUUUUUACAUCUCUUUUUCACUAUACAAAAAUAUUUUGAUUAUAAGUUAAUUAACACUACAAAUGUUAAUGACCAAAAUGGAUUUGAAAUUUGUACAUCUAAAAACGAUGUGAUGGAAACUAAAACUACAGUUUUAUUUCUUUUGGAAGAUUUUGCAAAAUUUCACGCGUCAUUUGUGAAUGAUAUAGUAAAGUACAUUGAAACUUGUAUAGAAGCGCCUUGCAUGGUACUUGGACCAUUUAUGUUAUCAUUUUUAUUAACUAUGUCUUGUUGUAAACCAUAUGAGACUAUUAUUUUUACAUUGAUAAAAAAAUUAAUAGUUCACUCUUUAGAAGAAAAUGAAACUAUUAAAGUCUCACAUUGGUUAAAACUAAAUUAUACAAAUUUAUAUGAUGAAUUUGACCGAUUUCGAAUAUUUAUAAAAAGCGAAAUAUCAAACUAUGAAAAAGUAUUUAAGGGACUAGUCAAUUUAGGUUUAUCAUUCCUUGGAACAACAUCUUGUCUAUUUAAAAAAAAUAUAGGAGUUGUUAAUAAAAUCCACCAGUUAGGAUUGCUAAUCAUUGUAUCAUUGGUUAAUAGAAGAUCAUUUAUAACCAGGAGUGUAUUGCAAAAUUUGACAAAUUUUAUUGCAUACAAACCUUCAGCAAACCAAUAUUUAAAAUGUUUACAUAAACUUUGUAAAUAUCAAAAAGCCAAUGUUAUUGAAAAUAUCACUGAAUUACUUAGAUUGUUCAAAGAAAUUCCUAUCCAAUUGAUAAAUAAUGUAACACAUGCUGUUAUGCCUAUUUUAAAAAUAUCUUCUUUUUUGAGGAAUAAUGUUAUUAUGAUUUUACGUAAAGAACUUUUGUCACGAGAUUUUCAGACAAGACAUAGUGCUGUUUUGGGCUUUAUAGAUAUAUUAUGUAGUAUUCAAUUAGAAAAUGUUACUAUUUUUAGUAAUGAAACAAGUAAUCAAGACUCAUGGCCAGGCCUUUUUACACAGAUAGCAUUGGAUCAAAUUUCUCUUGAUAUUUAUUCAUCUAACAACUGCAUUCUUGAAGACUCAUCAGAUAAUAAUGAAGCAAUUUGUUUAGAAAUUUUGGACUUCUUAAAAAUUUGUUUUUACCAAAAUGCUAAAAUAAAAUGUUCAUUGUAUAGAGGUUUAAUAAAAGUAGUAUUCCUCAAUGAAAAAUUGUACAUUAGUGUCACCAAUUUGCUAUUAGAUCAUUUGAGCUUAUGGUGUGUUAAUUUUAAUAAUAAAAAAUCAUUAAAAUUUGAAAAAGCAAUAACAAUUGGAAAAGAUGAAAAAUGUAUAAUUCAUGAACCAUUAGAUGAACUAGUUAUCUUAGCUCAAAAUUUAUUAGUAAAAAAUAUUAUAUUUGAAAGUAAUUCUUCUCAUAAAAAUAAUGGCGAAUUGAAAAAAUUACUUGACCAAUUAAUAAACUUUUAUAGUGAAUGUAAUACUGAUGAAAUAAAAAAUGAUAAUGAAAGUUUGUUUGAUGUAAUAAACAAUUAUGUGGUGUAUGCUAAUGUCAUAAAACAAGUAUUAUGUGUCUACCAGUCUUUAAUUGCAUCUUUGAUUAACUCAUGGACUAGUCAAGAUCAAGAAAAAGAAUGUACAGAGAAAUUACUAAAAUUAUUUUCUAAGUAUAACCACAUUAUAGAUGCUAUCAAGACUGUUAAUAACAUUAAUAAAAAGAAACAAAUUAAAAUAAAAAGACUUGCUAGUUGUAAAUAUCAGAAUUUUGUAGAACCAAUCAUUCAUUUAGAGUUUGAUGUGAUAUAUAAGUUUUUAUCUUUACUAUGCACUUAUACUAGGUGGUCCACUCAGAAAACUGUAACAUUACUAAGACAAAAUGAAAGACUUUGGAAAUUAAUUCUAAAACUUGUACUAAAACAUGUAACAGAAAUGAAUCAAUUACUUUCAUUAGACAUAAAACCAAAAAAUCUGUACCAAAAUCUAUGCAAAUUAACAAGAUUAUUAUAUAAUUAUUUUCUAUUUGAUUUGGAUAAAAAAAUUAAAAUCAACCAAUAUGCAGUUGAGCUGGGCCUAGAAUGUUAUUUAAAAAUUAUUACACUUAUCAAUUAUUAUUAUAAAAAUUGUUUGGAUACAUUUUUUAAAGAUUCUAAUAAAGAUGAUGCCAUUGAUUCCAGUGAAGAUCAAUCAGAACUCUUUAAUGUGUUGCGUAAUAUUAGGUUACAUUUAGAAACAGUGUUGGAGAGUAAUCAGUUAAAUUCUUCAGGAAAUGUAGAUAAUGAUGAAGAUACUAUGGAUUCUUCAAAUAAAAUUGAAAUUUAUUUAAUUAAAUGUAUAUCAGUCAUCUGUCAUUCCAUUAACAACAGUAAUCAAAAAUUAAAAAAUAUACUAGUUUGGUUAUCUACUGUAAUUGAAAAGUAUUCUUUUUCUACAACUUCUAGUGCAAAAGAAUUUUUAAUACUUACAAUGAAAUUACAUUCUGCUCACCAUGAAAAUCCAUCAAUUUUAGCCGACACAAUUAAAUACCUAUGUAAUUCAUUUGGCCUUAUUAAAAAAUUUUCUGAAACAAAUGAAUCUCAAUUAAAAUUCAUCACAGAUUAUAAUAAGAAAACUUUGUGUAUAGAACUAUGUCAAUGUUUGAGUAGUGAAUUCAAUCACAUAUCAUCUUGUUUGUCUAAAAUCAAAGCAGAAUUAAGUGCUUUACAAAAAAAUAUUAAGAUUAUUUAUCUAGAAAGAAUAGAAGCUAAAGAAAAAGCAAUGUGUCAUCAAUUAAUACUUCUUAUUUUAGUUGCAAAUAAUUUAACAAAAACUGACUUACCUCUUGGUCAGUGUACUGAAUUAGUAUUUAUAUUAUUACAUCAAGUGUUCAGUACAGUUAAUGCAGUUACAAAACAUUUUCUUUUGCGAUCUUCAUAUUAUAAACUUGUUUACAAACAAACUUUAUUUGGAAAGAUGUCACAAAUUAUUAAUGAAUUAUUUAUUCCAAAUGUUUCAAAUUUCAUUAUAUAUGAUGAGUAUAAUAGACCACUAACAGAAAAGGAAAAAGAAUCACAUAAACUAAAACAAUAUGUUAAACGUCAGGCCAGUUACAUACCAAAAGUAGUAAUUCAACUUGAACUAUUUGUUUACUUAAUCAUUAAACUGGGGAAAAAAUGCAAAGACAGAGAUUUGAUGAAUAUUAAGUUAACUGCAAGUAGGGAUUUUAUACUCAAGAUAAAAAAAGCUCAAGAAAUUCUUAAGACACAGAAUUUAAAAAAUACUAACAGAGGAAAACAAAAAAAAGAUUAUAGUUCUAUCCAAAAUAAAUCAUUUCGAUCUAAUGAUAGUGACCAACCUCCUCAGAAAAAACAGAAGUUUGAUACUAACAUUUCAGUAUCUAUUGAUUAAGUAUACUUUUAAUAUUAUUAAUACAUACAAAAUCAAAUAUUAAUAUUUUUAUGAAAGAAUAAUUUUUAUAAAAUAAUCUAAGUUAUUACUAAGUGAAUUACAAUUUUAGAUUAUGUACACCAAUUGCAGUGUAUAAACUAUAUAAAUUGUUUAUUAAAUUGGAAAAAUAAAUUAGAAUCCUUUAUAGUAAUUUAUUCAUUUAUUAAAUCCAACCAUUCAAAUAAUGUUCUUAAAAAAUAAUUAUCUAAUAUAAAGACUCUUAGACAAAAGAAAUAUUGUUAUUACUCUAUUUAAUUAAAUAAUGAAUUAUGUUGAAUUAUUGAUUUUAUUUUCCUUCAUUUUUGUUUUCAGAUAACAUCAAUAGUAUAUAAUAUGUGAGCAAUUUAUUAAUUUAGACUGUUCCGCGUAAUAAUUAAGACCUAAAAACUGUAUUGUAAUAUAAAUAUAGGCACUAUAAGCACAGGGAUAUUUUCAAGAUGUAGUCUUGAGAGAGGGGAUAUAUGUAAGAAAUCUUUUUACUAUCUUCAAAGUACAUUAUCACCAUAUAUUUAUUUUCAUCAUGAUGGAAUUCUAUCUCCAAUACCAACUCUCUUAUUCAGAACAUCCAUUUAGCACACGCAUACAUUGACAAAUUUUUAUAAAGAUAUUAUUUCAAAUAUUAAUAAUAAAUAUUUUGUUUAGUUCCAAACAAUGACGUACCUAAAAAUUUUCUAUAGUAGAAGGGUAUUACUACAAAAUAUUUUUAGUCAUUUUUUUACCAAAAAUGUAAUUUUUGAUGGUAAUGAGUGGUUAGCCACUUUGCCCUUAAAAAAAGACAUUGAAUUUAAAGUCUCUUUAUUAUAUUAAUAUUUUAUUUAUGUAAAUAUGUUAUGAAUUAAAUAUACCUAAUAAUAUCAUAUAGUUUAAUACAGCAAAAAUAACAAUUGGACACUUGGAGAAAUAUUUAUAACAUUUUUUUUACUUUAAAAAAGUAUAAAUUAGCAUCUUUGGCACUCUAUGUGUUAACCUAUAAAUUAUAUUCAUUUAAUAAAUGUAACAGUUCAAUUAAAUUUUGUCAAAAUUUAUUACCGGCCUAUUAUUUUUAUUAUCUUUUAAUUCUUCUCUUAAAUGUACAUUUCACAAUGAGAAAUAUUUAGUCAAUUUUUCACUUUCUAAAAAUAAAAAUGUGUUAAUCAAUAC
This is a messenger RNA of Daktulosphaira vitifoliae (grape phylloxera), 5299 nucleotides long. Its product is annotated as Fanconi anemia group I protein-like. Lineage: Eukaryota; Metazoa; Arthropoda; Insecta; Hemiptera; Phylloxeridae. The coding region runs from base 80 to 4120 and encodes 1346 amino acids. Gene Ontology annotation, molecular function: DNA polymerase binding. Gene Ontology annotation, biological process: DNA repair. The transcript has 24 exons. The record is from RefSeq and is a predicted model, not a curated record.